Carassius carassius (crucian carp) is the source of this 3283-nucleotide messenger RNA. RefSeq names its product p53-induced death domain-containing protein 1-like. The coding region runs from base 333 to 3161 and encodes 942 amino acids. Gene Ontology annotation, molecular function: protein binding. The transcript has 16 exons. NCBI's taxonomy places the organism in Eukaryota, Metazoa, Chordata, Actinopteri, Cypriniformes, Cyprinidae. Gene Ontology annotation, biological process: apoptotic process; signal transduction; DNA damage response. The record is from RefSeq and is a predicted model, not a curated record.
CCGCGGUGAAUGUCAACACGAGACAUGUGCGUGAACACGGAAGUAAACUUAUUAUAGUUAACAAAUCAAAUAAAGAAGACAGUUUGGUUCUUUACGUGUUAGUUUUAUAGAAAUCGUUUUAUAGAAGUUUUAAACGCUACAGACGCCGUCACGUGCACCAAGAAUGAGCAGCAGUUGCAGGGGCUUGUCUGAACAUGGCUGGCCAGUCUAGAGAUGUGACCCCACCGCGGUGAUGGAAAGAUGGAGACAGAGGUGCCAGAUUCAUCGCUCCUUCAUUCUUCUCACUAUAUGUUGUUUGUAGGAGGGGCUGAAGAAAAGAAAAAAGGGAAUAGAUGGAGAGAGAAGAUGAUGAACAGGCAGAGGAGAAAGUGUGGCCGGCCACAAAUCUUGGAGAAAGAGAAGAAGGAGGAGAUAUCGAUGGUUUUCAAGCUGAAAGAGGAGCCAUGAUGGAGACGGAAGUGUUAUCAGGAUUCUUUGGGAACUCACAGUUGGAAGAAAGUCAACCUUUAGGAUUCUCUCUUUCCUCGGACCAUACGGAUAACUGGGCUCCCUCCAUCUUUUCAUCCUCUUCUUCCUCUCUGCCCUGUCUCUCUCCUCCUCUUCCUCCGUCUGUGGAGCUGGAUGGGGUGCUGGCAGAGGGCCGGCUGGUUCUGGACGUGUAUCGGGGCGGUGGAGGGGUUCUCCCUAUGUUCUGGGAGAGUGCUCAGGAGCGGAUCAGAGGCCUGCAGUACCUCAGACUGGGAUCAGAGGAUGAGGGGGCGCUAGAGAGGGCACUGAGUGUCCUGCCCCGACUCACACAACUGCGCUUUCUGACUAUCAGAGGACAUCGUUUCUAUGACCCUCAGGGUGACCCUCUCCCCGGCCUCCUCUCCUCUCUCCCUGACUCUGUCUGCUCUCUGUCUCUCCUCGUUCACCUGGAUCUCUCCUUCAAUCGCCUCUCCUCUCUUCCUCCCUGUCUCCUGUCUCUCUCUCAUCUCUCGGAGCUGCUCCUGUGUCAUAAUCGUCUGCUGGGUCUUCCGGAGGGUCUGGGAGCGCUGGUGUCCCUGCGGCGGGUCAGUCUGCUGGGGAACAGGCUGGUGGAUCUGCCCCGGGGUCUGGGCCUCCUCUGCAGGCUGGAAGAGCUGGACUUGUCCUUCAACCAGCUGGAGAGACUUCCAGAUGAACUCGGCCAACUACAGGACUUACAAAAACUGGAGCUAUCAAACAACAGGCUCAGAGCGCUGCCUGAGACUCUGGGGUCUCUCCGCUCUCUGAGGCAGCUAGUAAUCCAGAGUAAUGAUCUGAGGACUGUUCCUGAAUGUUUGCAUUCCCUCCCACUGCUCGACAAACUCGACACGAGGAACAACCCGCUGGGACGACCGCCAACACCCCCACCGAUCGCCCACAUCACCCCAGUUCUGGAAGAAUCAGAGAUCCCAGAGUUGCACCUCGGAUUUGGUCAAAACAGUUUUCAAGUAUCAUCUGCUGGUUGUCACGUGUUCCUUCCUGGAGGGGCGGAGCUCUUGUUUCCACGGAGAUGUGUAAAUGCAGUCACACAGCUCCAGUGGGCAGAGAGGAGACCAGACAGAAAGUGGGUGUGGCUAGAGGAGCAUGACGUCCUUUUGAGUCGACAGCUGGAGCUCCGCCCACACGGAGCCACAUUUGAGGAGCCAGUAGAGGUGUGUAUUCCAUAUCACAAAACUCGGAAAGGUCAUGUUGCGGUUCGCAGGUUUGAUGGUCAGUCUUGGUCGACACUACCAACCCUGACCAGAAGGGGAAGUGAGAAACACAGCUGUAGGCCUCGAGGACGCCCAGCACGGUUGGCCUGCUGUAGUGUGUCUCAGUUCUCGUGGUUUGUGGCCGUCUCUCAUCCUUUCCUGGACAGUUGCUCUGUGUCUCCAGAGGGGGCGCUGCUUGUGUCUCAAUUCGACCCGGGGAUCAAAAUUAUUUUCCCUCCAGAGUGCACAGCAGAGACACGUACAGUCACAAUGCAGGUCCUGCAGGUGGUGCUGUCUGAGGUACAGGACCUGACUGGAGACACUCAUGCGAGUGCCAGUCCACUGCUGUGCCUCUCUCAAACUCCCAGCCUACAUUUCCUUCAGCCAAUCACAGUGCAGAUUCCUCUUCCUCCUGGAGUGACUGGACACAUGGUGGACAUGUCCCGUUUGCACCUGAUGCAUGGCGACCCCACGACCCACACCUGGACUGACAUCACCGCUCAGGUGUCGCUUUACGUCACGCACAUUUACGCCAUCUUCUCCAUCACACACUUCUCAUGGUACUGGUUGUGGUACACCACUCACAGGUGUGUUAGUGGUAUCGUCAGGAAGAUGUAUCAUCGUUUGAAACAGUUUCGGAUUCGAUUCCUGGCGCUACAGAAAAAAAACGACCCAGAGCAGGUUCUGCUGCAGUGCCUGCCAUCAGACAAGGCUGAGAGCAGGUUGGCGUCUCUGUCGGAGCAGUAUGAAGGUCCUCAGCCAUCUGAGUUGUGCGUCCUGUUGGAGGGAGAGCAGUUUUUUGCUGGUUUCGAGAGAGGCAUUGAUAUCAGCGCAGACCGUCCGGACUGUAAAGAUGGCAGACUCUCAUUCACCUUUUACUCUCACCUGAAGAACAUUAAAGAGGUGCAUGUGUGCCCGACCCACCCACAGCAGGGCACCGUGAGAGGACAGGUGUCAUUUUACCGCGGUGAAGUGCCUAGUGAUCUUCCAGAAGAAGUGGCGAGGAAAAGAAAAGGUCAUGAUGACCAGUGGAUGGCGACGCUUCCUCUCCGGAUUCCUAAUGCAGACUGUGAUGGGAGCAUCUCCGGCGAGCUGAACCUGGGCGACCCAGAGAGCGGCUACCUGACAGAGACCAACCUGCUGUCCAUCUCCUUACGCAUCAACCAAGAGUGGCAGAACAUCGGCAUCAACCUGGGCAUCAGCUACGACCAGCUGGAACGCAUCCGAAACCAGCACAGGGAUAACUUUGGGACCCAGGUGAUGGCGAUGCUCUUUCAUUGGGCGAGAGGGCAGCAGGGGGCGGGGCCAGGGGCGGUGGAACGGCUGAUGAAAGCGCUGGAGGACAGUGGAAGGCGGGACUUGGCAGAGGAAGUAAAGGACACAGUGACUCUAGGGAAGAGAAAGUAUGAAGAAUCGCUGAAGAGAGUCGGACUGGAGACACCAGCGAGCUCUGCAGACCCUUAGUCCAGCUGACACACACUCACACACACCAUUAAGAUGACAACAUCAUGAUAUAUAAACUCCUACCAGCAGCACUGCAGACCAAACCAGUGACACACAUGGGCAUACAGCACAGAGUCUCAUCU